UAUCUCCUGUGAGGAGCGCGUCCUGUGAGAUUUGGGCAGGGUGGAGGGUGGACUGGGAGCAGAGGCCUGUGUCUGGCUCUUGUGGAGACCCUUCUUUACAGCCUCUGUGUGUCCCUCUCGUCUCCCAUAGGCAGGAUGAUCCCGGUGGCCGAGUUCAAGCAGUUCACGGAGCAGCAGCCGGCAUUCAAGGUGCUCAAACCCUGGUGGGACGUGCUGGCUGAGUACAUCACCGUGGCCAUGCUCAUGAUCGGGGUCUUCGGCUGCACCCUCCAGGUGACACAGGACAAGAUCAUCUGUCUGCCCAGUCACGAACCCCGGGAGAACUCAUCCGAUGCCCCGUGCCAGCAGCUGCUGCCUCGGGGGGUAUCUGAGCAGAUGGGGGGCCUGCGGGAGGUGAGCGGCCUCAAGAACAACCUGGACCUGCAGCAGUACAGCUUCAUCAACCAGCUCUGCUAUGAGACUGCCCUGCACUGGUAUGCCAAGUACUUUCCCUACCUGGUCAUCAUCCACACACUCAUCUUCAUGGUCUGUACCAGCUUCUGGUUCAAGUUCCCUGGCACCAGCUCCAAGAUUGAGCACUUCAUCUCCAUCCUGGGCAAGUGCUUUGACUCACCUUGGACCACACGGGCUCUGUCCGAGGUCUCCGGGGAGAACCAUAAGGGCCUUGCUCCUGGACGGGCAGUGGUGGUGGCAGCCGCUGCCGGGGCAGGGUCGGGCAAGGCAGGUGAGGGCGAGAAGGAGAAGAUGCUGGCGGAGCCUGAGAAGGUGGUGACAGAGCCACCGGCCGUCACCCUCCUGGACAAGAAAGAGGGUGAGCAGGCCAAGGCCCUGUUUGAGAAGGUCAGGAAGUUCCGUGUGCACGUGGAAGAGGGUGAUAUCCUGUACACCAUGUAUAUCCGGCAGACAGUGCUCAAAGUGUGCAAGUUCUUGGCCAUCCUGGUCUACAACCUCAUCUACGUGGGGAAGAUCAGCUUCCUGGUGGCCUGCAGAGUGGAGACCUCAGAGGUCACGGGCUAUGCCAGCUUCUGUUGCAACCACACCAAGGCGCACCUCUUCUCCAAGCUGGCAUUCUGCUACAUCUCCUUCGUUUGCGUCUACGGCCUCACCUGCCUCUACACACUCUACUGGCUCUUCCACCGGCCCCUCAAGGAGUACUCAUUCCGUUCAGUGCGGGAGGAGACAGGCAUGGGUGACAUUCCUGAUGUCAAGAACGACUUCGCCUUCAUGCUGCACCUCAUUGACCAGUACGACUCGCUCUACUCCAAGCGCUUCGCUGUCUUUCUGUCUGAGGUCAGCGAGAGCCGCCUCAAGCAGCUUAACCUCAACCAUGAGUGGACACCUGAGAAGCUGCGGCAGAAGCUGCAGCGCAACGCCCGCGGCCAGCUGGAGCUGGGCUUAUGCAUGCUGCCUGGGCUGCCAGACACUGUCUUCGAGCUCAGCGAGCUGGAGGCCCUCCGGCUGGAGGCCAUCUGUGACGUCACCUUCCCGCCGGGCCUCUCACAGCUGGUGCAUCUGCAGGAGCUCAGCCUGCUGCACUCGCCCGCCAGGCUGCCCUUCUCCUUGCAGGUCUUCUUGCGGGACCGGCUCAAGGUGAUCCGCGUCAAGUGCGAGGAGCUGCGUGAGGUGCCUCUCUGGGUGUUUGGGCUGCGUGGGCUGGAGGAGCUGCACCUGGAGGGGCUUUUCCCCCCAGAGCUGGCCCGAGCAGCCACCCUGGAGAGCCUGCGAGAGCUGAAGCAGCUCAAGGUGCUGUCCCUUCGGAGCAAUGCCGGGAAAGUGCCGGCCAGUGUGACCGACGUGGCUGGCCAUCUGCAGCGGCUCAGCCUGCACAACGACGGUGCCCGCCUGCUGGCCCUCAAUAGCCUUAAGAAGCUGGCAGUGCUGCGGGAGCUGGAGCUGGUGGCCUGUGGGCUCGAGCGCAUCCCACAUGCCGUCUUCAGCCUUGGGGCACUGCAGGAGCUGGACCUAAAGGACAACCACCUGCGCUCCAUCGAGGAGAUUCUCAGCUUCCAGCACUGCCGCAAGCUGGUCACGCUCAGGCUAUGGCACAACCAGAUCGCCUACGUCCCCGAGCACGUGCGCAAACUCCGGAGCCUCGAGCAGCUCUACCUCAGCCACAACAAGCUGGAGACCCUGCCCACCCAGCUGGGCCUGUGCUCCGGCCUCCGCCUGUUGGACAUCUCCCACAACGGACUGCGCACCCUGCCGCCUGAGCUGGGCCUCCUCCAGAGCCUGCAGCACCUGGCACUUUCCUACAACGCCCUGGAGGUCUUGCCCGACGAGAUCUUCUUUUGCCGCAAGCUGCGGACAUUGCUUCUGGGCUACAACCGCCUAAGUCAGCUGUCGCCCCAUGUGGGGGCGCUCAGGGCCCUCAGCCGCCUGGAGCUCAAGGGCAACAGGCUGGAGACGCUUCCUGAGGAGCUGGGCAACUGUGGGGGGCUCAAGAAGGCGGGGCUCCUGGUGGAGAACACCCUUUACGAGGGCCUGCCAGCUGAAGUUCGAGAAAAGAUGGAGGAGGAAUGAGGGGGUGAUGCCAGGGUGGGACAUGUUGAGGUGGCGGGAGGUUUUGGGCUGCUGCCGCCCUACAAUCUCUGCCAUUGUCGUCAAGGGAAUUGGCCAUGUGAGGCCAGAUCAGGAGAGGAGGGGCCAGCAUGUUAGCCUUGUGGAGCCUAGAGAAGCUCCUGGGACUGGUUUGUCUGGGGAGAGACAGGAGGCUGGGGAUUUGGGGUAGAACCCCAUCUGCAGGGAUUAACCUAGUCAUGAGAGUCCCAGACCCAAACCUCACCUAGUAUUUGCCCCACCCUGGGCCAGAUCUGUUGCCCUUCCACCUCCCAACAACCCAGCUCAAUUAGUGCCUCUAUGGGGGAGGGGGAACAUCCCAAUGGGAUUUCCAACCCCCUCUCCCGAACAAACCAGUGUAUUUCUGGGGUUCUCUCCCAAGGAGGGGACACAGAGAGAAGGGACCAGCUUCCCAACUUUGAUGCCAAACCAAAAAAAUCCAAACCUGUUCCACUGAGUUGAUUCCGACGCACUGCAACUCCAUGCCUUACAGAGUAGAACUGCUCCAUAGGGUUUUCUUUGCUGUAAUCUUUUCAGAAGCAGAUCGCAAGGCCUUUCUUCCACAGUGCUGCUGGGUGGGUUCUAACCACCAGCCUUUUGGCUAAUAGUCGAGCGCUUGUUUGCACCACCGAGACCUUACUUUGACGCCAAUCCCUUAUUUAUCAGUUGUUCGCUCUUAUGGACACAUAAACUCAGAACAACGGCUCUCAUAUUUGGCUAUGCAAAACCAACUGGGAAGCUACUGCAAAGCAGAACAUCCCAGGCCCUAACUCUGAGAGACUGUGACUCAGGAGGUGUGGGUGGGGGCCAGGAACUUGCUGGUUAACAAGCAUCCCAUGUAAUUCCGAUGCAGGUAGGUGGUCCUAGGACUCUGUUGAGAAAUGCUUGCCUAAAGGGUAGAGACCUGAAUGUCCAGAGCAGGGAUUCUGAAUUCUUUUUUAAGUCCUAGGCCUUUUGGGAAUCUGAUGAAAGCUAGGUACCUCUUUCCUCAGGAAAGUGUUCACGUAUGGGCAAAAUUCUGCAGACACAGGCAGGCAAUAGAUCUCCAAAGGGCUAUGCAUGGACUUCCUGAGGUCAGGGGACCCUAGGUUAAGGACACCUGCUGUGCAGACUAGUUUCUGAAGAUUCGUUUACCGGUUGUUAUCAACGCCAUUCCCGUUCAUGGCAACCCCGUGUGUGUCAGAGUAGAACUGUGUGCAUAGGGUUUUCAAUGGCUGGUUUUUCAGAAGUAGAUCACCAGGCCUUUCUCCUGAGGCAACUCUGGGUAGACUCAAACUACCAACCUUUCAGUUACCAAACAAGCACAUUAACCCUUUGCACCACCCAGGGACUGAGGACCAAAACCAAAACCCAUUGCCAUCCUGGCAACCCCAUGCGUUACAGAGUGGAACUGCUCCAUAGGGUUUUCUUGCCUGUAAUCUUUAUGGAAGCAGAUUGCCAGGCUUUUCUUCCAUGGUGCCACUGGGUGGGUUUGAACUGCCAACCUUUAGGUUAUUAAUUGAGUCCAAACUAUUUGUACUACCCAGGGACUCCUUUCUGAAGACAGACAGGAACUAUGUCUUUUGAAUGUUCCCUGUGUAAGGGAGCAUAUAUCAGCGUGUGCUCAAUAAAGAAUACUAAUGAUGAGAACUCUAAUUCUGAUCUCUUAUGUCCACUUGUGUUCUUAUGUAAGCCUUCUAGCUCCCCAGACCAAUUCCACGGCAAGUGGCGACUGUCGUGUGCCAGAAUCAAAGGUGUGAGUCUAGGAGGGGGCUCAGAAGACAGGAAAACAGAGAGCUUAGCUAAUCAAAAGGAGAAAUUAGGUGGCAUCUUCUGCCUAGAUUUUUUUUCUGGAGAACUCCUUUUGCUCUACUGCCCAUUUAUUCUCCUGACUCCACACUUUUGUGUCUGCUUCAUCCAUAAGGCA
Loxodonta africana (African savanna elephant) is the source of this 4462-nucleotide messenger RNA. RefSeq names its product leucine rich repeat containing 8 VRAC subunit E (gene LRRC8E). Bases 136 to 2520 code for a protein of 794 amino acids. The transcript has 2 exons. Gene Ontology annotation, molecular function: protein binding. NCBI's taxonomy places the organism in Eukaryota, Metazoa, Chordata, Mammalia, Proboscidea, Elephantidae. The record is from RefSeq and is a predicted model, not a curated record.